Monopterus albus (swamp eel) is the source of this 541-nucleotide messenger RNA. RefSeq names its product protein SSUH2 homolog. The transcript has 6 exons. The record is from RefSeq and is a predicted model, not a curated record. The annotation marks the transcript as partial. NCBI's taxonomy places the organism in Eukaryota, Metazoa, Chordata, Actinopteri, Synbranchiformes, Synbranchidae.
AUUAGCAAGCAGCCGGACUCCAUAUACCACAGAAUGCCUGGCUAUGAGGGGAUGCUAGCAGUGCGUGAAGGACCAGGUGGACUCUGUCACCCUCCUGUGUUGUCAGACCAGUAUCCCCAGCCUGAAACUGAACCAUCAUAUUCAAACUGGGAUUUCCCAACCCCCAGUAAGGAAGAUGCUCGGCGAGCCCUCAUCAAGUAUGUGUCAGAGCAAAGCUACGACAGCACCAAACCAGCAGAGCAGUGUGUGAUCACCAACAUGGAGGCAUUUGAUAUAUACAAAUAUAGCCUGGAGACAUACAUGGAGAAACGAACUACAGUGUGGAGUCGUGUGCCGUACAUUGGUCAGAAGAUAGACAUGAGUGAACAAACCCCACCCUUACCAUGGGAGAUUCCAGCUAAUGCCCCUACGCUUUUUCAAAAUGUAGAGCAAGCCAUUCAGGUGCCACACACAACAUCUGUGCAGGUACGGGUCCCAUCUCACAGUGAUCAUUCUGAACAUUCAGAGGGGAAAACUUUACACAACCUAUUCAGUACAAUAG